CUCUGACUUACAUUGACUGGAGCUCGACCCGACUCUCUCAAUGAGUGGCCUUGAGCAAACAUGCGCGUCUUUGCGCGCCCAAAUUGCUGCCACCGAAGAACAACUUGCCGGCCUGAAACGUGAGCUCCAAAUCGCAGAGGAGGCCGCCGCGAAAUCUAAAGCAGAGGCUGUGGGGGACGAUGAAGUGGCUCCUGGGAGGCGGUGGCCGCUCCUGGAUGAAGAAUACCGGCGCUAUGGAAGACAGAUGAUUGUACCACAGCUAGGAAUUCAAGGCCAAUUGAAACUCAGAUCGGCAAAGGUUCUGAUCGUGGGAGCUGGUGGAUUAGGAUGUCCAGCAGCAUUAUAUCUUGCCGGAGCUGGUGUGGGCACUCUGGGGCUGGUCGACGGGGAUGCGGUGGAGUCGUCGAAUCUCCAUCGUCAAAUUAUACACAGGUCCAAGAAUGUCGGCAAGCUGAAGGUGGAUAGUGCGAUUGAGUAUCUACAGGAGCUGAACCCUCACCCCAAGUACAUCGCUCAUAGAGAACAUCUGUCGCCCGAAGCAGCGCCGGAUAUCUUUAGCAACUACGACCUGGUUCUCGAUUGUACCGAUAACCCUGCGACUCGAUACCUCAUCUCGGAUACUGCAGUACUCCUGGGUAAACCCUUGGUGUCAGCAUCUGCCCUGCGGACCGAAGGUCAACUGAUGGUGUUGAACAACCCUCCCCGGCCCGCAGGCGAUAAGACUGGAGGCCCUUGCUACCGCUGCGUGUUUCCGAAGCCACCACCGGCGAAUACUGUUACGAGCUGCGCGGAUGGGGGUAUUCUCGGCCCCGUGGUUGGUACAAUGGGCGUUUUGCAGGCGCUGGAAGCCAUCAAGGUCAUCACGGCGGAAGAAACAAGUCCGCCUACUCCACCGUCUUUGCAUAUCUUCUCGGCGUAUUCUACGCCUCUUUUCCGCACCAUAAAACUACGCUCUCGUCGGCCCAAUUGCGCGGUAUGCUCUGCUGAGGCCAGCGUAACGGUGGAUACUGUACGCUCGGGGUCUACCGAUUAUGUCUUCUUCUGUGGAACUGCGGAUCCAGAGAACUUGCUCUCACCAGAGGAACGUAUCACGCCGCUUGAGUACCGCACGAAACACCGUGGUGGGGGGCAAAAGGAGCCGACGAUCAUCGAUGUGAGAGAGAAGGUCCAGUUCGACAUCUGUAGCCUGGAGAAUAGCAUCAACAUCCCGAUGUCCACGAUCUUAGCUUCUGCUUUCAGCUCGGUGAACACUGGGGAUUCUUCAGCCGACGGAUUGCCCACGUUGCCCUCAUGGGUGCCAUCGGACGUGGCCUCGUCGACGUCUACUGACCCUGUAUAUGUGGUGUGUCGUCUUGGCAACGACUCCCAGGUCGCUGUCAAAAGGCUGAAGGAGCUGGGCUUGGAUCGAGAAGGACAGAGGAUAGUGGCCGACAUUCGAGGGGGUUUUCGCGCUUGGAAAGAACAGGUUGACCCUGAAUGGCCGGAGUAUUAGAGAAGUAGAGUCGUAUGUAUAUAGCUUGAUAGAAAAGUAGAGUGCUCGAUGGAAGACAUUGUGAUAGGGGUGAGAAGCUGAAUCGUUAGAAUAAAGAAGAUGAAGGGUAGAAUCGACUGCCGAGAGAAAAAAAGGGGCAUGCUAAAAACAAAUCCCCGAAGGGAUUCGUACCCACGAUGCUAUUGAGCCAGGUGGAGACAAAUGGUCGUGAUGAACGACCGCUCGACUAUUGGGGAGCUAACAUAAAAGUACGAUUAUGAG
Aspergillus ibericus CBS 121593 is the source of this 1753-nucleotide messenger RNA. RefSeq names its product HesA/MoeB/ThiF family protein. The transcript has 3 exons. Bases 41 to 1492 code for a protein of 483 amino acids. Gene Ontology annotation, molecular function: adenylyltransferase activity; thiosulfate-cyanide sulfurtransferase activity; URM1 activating enzyme activity. Gene Ontology annotation, biological process: protein urmylation; tRNA wobble position uridine thiolation. The record is from RefSeq and is a predicted model, not a curated record. Gene Ontology annotation, cellular component: cytoplasm; cytosol. Lineage: Eukaryota; Fungi; Ascomycota; Eurotiomycetes; Eurotiales; Aspergillaceae.